AUGAUGAAUGUAAUAAAUAAUUUUCCCGCGGGAACUGCUUCCCUUGUCGAAGAAUUAGAUAAAAAACUUAUGGUAUUACUUAGAGAUGGAAGAACAUUAAUAGGUUAUUUAAGGAGUGUUGAUCAAUUUGCUAAUUUAGUUUUACAUAAGACCAUUGAAAGAAUACAUGUAGGAAAAGAAUAUGGAGAUAUAUACAGAGGGGUUUUUAUCGUUAGAGGAGAAAAUAUGGUAUUAUUAGGUGAAAUUGAUGUAGAUAAAGAGAAAGACUUACCACUCGAUGAAGUUUCUGUCGAUGAUAUAUUAGAUGCUCAAAGGAGGGAACAAGAAGCUAAACAGGAACAUUAUAAAUUAUUGACAAAGGCGUUAAAAGACAGAGGUGUACAAUUUGCAUCCGAUUUAACACAAGAUGAUAUAUUUUAA
This is a messenger RNA of Pediculus humanus corporis (human body louse), 420 nucleotides long. RefSeq names its product lsm1, putative. Gene Ontology annotation, cellular component: Lsm1-7-Pat1 complex; P-body. The transcript is spliced from 3 exons. Gene Ontology annotation, biological process: deadenylation-dependent decapping of nuclear-transcribed mRNA. Bases 1 to 420 code for a protein of 139 amino acids. The record is from RefSeq and is a predicted model, not a curated record. Lineage: Eukaryota; Metazoa; Arthropoda; Insecta; Psocodea; Pediculidae. Gene Ontology annotation, molecular function: RNA cap binding.